AUGUCUGAUAAGGUAUUUAGAAUCGACUGCGGUUACCAAAACUACGACUGGGGUAAAAUUGGUUCGACUUCUGCUGUUGCCCAAUUUGCUUCCACAUCUAAUGUCAAUACUGUUAUUGAUGAGCAUAAGCCUUAUGCGGAAUUAUGGAUGGGUACUCAUCCAAGUGUUCCCUCCAUUGCCGUUGAAAACGGUAAGAACUUGAGAGAUUUGGUUGGUUCUGAUCCCAAAGAUUUAUUACAUCAAUCAAUCAUUGAUAAGUUUGGUUCCUCCAAGGAAUUACCUUUCUUAUUUAAAGUUUUGAGUAUUCAAAAAGUAUUGAGUAUUCAAGCUCACCCUGAUAAGGCUUUGGCUGCUCGUUUACAUGCUGCUGAUCCUAAAAACUAUCCUGAUGAUAAUCAUAAGCCAGAAAUGGCUAUUGCUGUCACUUCUUUUGAAGGUUUCUGUGGUUUCAAACCUUUACAGCAACUUGCUACAACUUUAAAGACUAUUCCUGAGUUCCAUGCCAUCGUUGGUGAUGAAUUAACCAAUAAAUUCAUUUCUGGUAUUGUUCCUGAUGCCAAAGCUGGUUCUAAAGAAGAUGCUUCCAACAAAGAAUUAUUGAAGAAAUUAUUUGCAUGCGUCAUGAACACUGAAGACUCCAUUAUUUCUUCCAAGGCUUCAGAAUUAGUCAAGAGAGCUGAAACUGAACCUCAAACUUUUGAUUCCAUCAACGAAGGUUUAGCCGAAUUGAUUGGUAGAUUAAAUAAGCAAUUCCCUAACGAUAUUGGGUUAUUCUGUGGUUGUUUGAUGUUGAACCAUACCUGUUUACAACCUGGUGAAGCUAUAUACUUACAAGCUAACUGCCCUCAUGCAUACAUUAGUGGUGAUAUUAUUGAAUGUAUGGCUGCCUCUGACAAUGUUGUUAGAUCUGGUUUUACUCCUAAGUUUAAGGAUGUUCCCAAUUUGGUUGAAAUGUUGACCUACGACUAUGAGUCUGUGGAAAAGCAAAAGAUGCCUUUGUUAUCCUUUGAUAAGUCCAGAGGUGAAGCAUCAAGAUCUGUGUUAUACAACCCGCCUAUUGAUGAGUUUGCUGUGUUACAAACACUUUUCGAAAAGGCCGGUCAAAAGCAAGAGUUUGAUGGGUUCUUGGGUCCAUCUAUUCUCAUUGCAACCAAAGGUAAAGGUCAAUUGAAGGAAACUGCCACGGGUAAGACAUUUGACGUCAAGGCGGGUUAUGUCUACUUUAUUGCCCCAGAAGCUGCUGUUGAAUUAGUUUCUACAUCAGAUGAUGUUCCUUUCACUUCAUACAGAGCCUUUGUGGAGGCAUAG
Molecule: messenger RNA, 1308 nt
Organism: Lizanozyma spartinae
Lineage: Eukaryota; Fungi; Ascomycota; Pichiomycetes; Serinales; Debaryomycetaceae
Gene: PMI1
Product: mannose-6-phosphate isomerase
Exons: 1
Coding region: 1-1308 (435 amino acids)
Biological process (GO): GDP-mannose biosynthetic process; carbohydrate metabolic process
Cellular component (GO): cytosol
Molecular function (GO): zinc ion binding; mannose-6-phosphate isomerase activity
Source: RefSeq, a predicted model, not a curated record